Messenger RNA from Westerdykella ornata, 4200 nucleotides. RefSeq names its product Coatomer, alpha subunit. Gene Ontology annotation, biological process: intra-Golgi vesicle-mediated transport; intracellular protein transport; retrograde vesicle-mediated transport, Golgi to endoplasmic reticulum. The record is from RefSeq and is a predicted model, not a curated record. NCBI's taxonomy places the organism in Eukaryota, Fungi, Ascomycota, Dothideomycetes, Pleosporales, Sporormiaceae. Gene Ontology annotation, cellular component: COPI vesicle coat. Gene Ontology annotation, molecular function: structural molecule activity; protein binding. The transcript is spliced from 8 exons. Bases 220 to 3882 code for a protein of 1220 amino acids.
CUCCGACAUAACUGCCACAUGCACCUCACCUCCAACUUUGGCAACCACAAACGUUGACAGCUCGGGAGCAUCCAGCAGCUCACGGCCGGCUGUUUGCCAUAACCCUUCUCAUCCCCUCCUUUUGCCUCUCCAAGCGUCCAAACCCCACCCACAAUUGCGUCCGCCGACUGAGCCAAUUCCCCGUGCGAGCGGAGCUGCCGCUACCCCCCGACCUCCACCAUGUCCUCCCCGUCCAUGUUGACCAAGUUCGAGUCCAAGUCUUCCAGGGCAAAGGGAAUUGCUUUCCAUCCAAAGAGACCAUGGAUCCUCGUUUCUCUACACUCCUCCACGAUCCAAUUAUGGGACUACCGCAUGGGCACCUUGAUUGAUCGCUUCGAAGAACACGAUGGUCCUGUGCGCGGCAUAGACUUCCACAAGACACAACCCUUGUUCGUGUCCGGCGGCGAUGACUACAAGAUCAAGGUCUGGUCCUACCAGACACGGAGAUGUCUCUUCACCCUUAACGGGCACUUGGAUUAUGUCCGCACCGUCUUCUUCCACCAUGAGCUACCCUGGAUAUUAAGUAGCUCAGACGACCAAACCAUUCGUAUAUGGAAUUGGCAAAACCGCUCUUUGAUCUGUACAAUGACCGGUCACAACCAUUACGCCAUGUGCGCACAAUUUCACCCCAAGGAGGACCUCAUCGUAUCCGCCUCGCUCGAUCAGUCCGUCAGGGUGUGGGACAUUUCAGGCCUGAGGAAAAAACAUUCCGCACCUACCGCCAUGUCCUUCGAAGACCAGAUGUCACGGGCGAACCAGAACCAGGCAGAUAUGUUCGGAAAUACCGACGCUGUUGUCAAAUUCGUGCUAGAAGGUCAUGACCGGGGCGUCAACUGGGUUGCUUUCCACCCUACGCUGCCCCUGAUCGUGUCUGCUGGAGAUGAUCGCCUGGUGAAGCUCUGGAGAAUGUCAGAAACCAAGGCAUGGGAGGUGGACACUUGUAGAGGGCAUUUCCAGAAUGCCUCCGCUUGUCUUUUCCAUCCUCACCAGGACCUCAUCCUCUCGGUUGGUGAGGACAAGACGAUCCGGGUAUGGGACCUCAACAGGCGGACUUCAGUUCAAUCAUUCAAGAGAGAGAAUGACCGCUUCUGGGUCAUUGCGGCGCACCCUGAGAUUAAUCUUUUCGCCGCUGGCCACGAUAAUGGAGUCAUGGUAUUCAAGUUGGAACGCGAACGGCCAGCAUCCGCAGUCUAUCAGAACCAGCUCUUCUACAUCACCAAAGAGAAGCAUGUCCGGUCAUAUGAUUUCCAGAGGAAUAUCGAAUCCCCCUCAAUGCUCUCGUUGAAGAAACUUGGCAGUCCCUGGGUACCCCCGCGAACGCUGUCAUACAACCCCGCCGAAAGGUCCAUCCUCGUUACGUCACCCGCAGACGGUGGGACCUAUGAGCUGAUUAGCCUACCUCGGGAUACUUCGGGUGCGGUCGAACCAACAGAUACAAAGCGUGGAUCUGGCAAUUCUGCUGUUUUUGUUGCACGCAACCGUUUUGCGGUGUUCAGCCAAGCUAACCAGCAAAUCGACAUCAAAGAUCUCUCCAACUCUACCACAAAGACGAUCAAGCCUCCCCACGGCACUACGGACAUUUACUUUGGCGGAACCGGCAACCUGCUUCUGAUCACACCUACCCAUGUCAUUCUAUACGACAUUCAGGCUAAGAAGAACCUUGCCGAACUGGCUGUCAACGGCGUCAAAUAUGUCGUGUGGUCUUCAGACGGACUUCACGUUGCUCUUCUGAGCAAGCACAACGUGACCAUUGCGACAAAGAAUCUGGAGCAAGUGAGCACGCUACAUGAAACCAUCCGUAUCAAGAGCGCGACCUGGGAUGAUACCGGUGUCCUCCUCUACUCCACCCUGAACCAUAUCAAGUAUAGCUUGAUGAAUGGCGAUAAUGGUAUUGUUCGCACGCUGGAACAUACUGUGUACCUCGUCAGGGUAAAAGGGCGCAAUGUCUACUGUCUGGACCGAGCUGCCAAACCCAAGGUUCUACAGAUCGAUCCCACUGAAUAUAGGUUCAAGCUAGCUCUCGUCAAGAGGAACUACGAUGAGAUGCUAAACAUCAUCAAGACCUCGAGCCUUGUUGGUCAGAGCAUCAUUUCGUAUCUUCAGAAGAAGGGUUACCCAGAAAUUGCGCUCCAAUUCGUCCAAGAUCCGCAGACCCGUUUCGAGCUGGCCAUAGAAUGCGGAAACUUAGACGUUGCCGUGGAGAUGGCUAAACAACUGGACCGACCCAAGUUGUGGCAACGCCUCAGCACGGAAGGUCUUGCACACGGCAAUCACCAGGUGGUUGAGAUGACUUACCAGAAACUCCGCAACUUCGACAAGCUCUCCUUCCUCUAUCUGGUAACAGGAGACCAAGAGAAGCUCAAGCGCAUGGCGAAGAUUGCUGAGCAUCGCGGCGACAUCACGGCUCGUUUCCAAAAUGCCCUGUACCUUGGCGAUGUACAGAACAGGAUAGAGAUGUUCCAGGAAAUCGACCUCUACCCUCUCGCCUAUGCCACCGCCAAAGCCCAUGGACUCGAUGAACAGGCCCAAUCAAUACUAGAGGCGAGUGGACUCACUGAAGAUCAAAUCAACCUACCCUCCGUUGGCAAGCCCCUAAGCCCUGCAAGGCCAAUUGUUCCCACAUUCAAGGCGAACUGGCCUGCUCGGGGUGCCUCGUCCACCAUGUUCGAGAAGGCUCUUCUCGGUGAGGUGGAGGGUGUCGGUGCAGAGGAACCUGCGGCGAACGCUUACGGCGAAGAAGAUCUUCUGGGCGAACCAGAAGCUCCUGGUGUGCCAGCAGGCGAGCUUGGGGGCGAAGAUGAGGACGACGUCGCCGGAUGGGAUAUGGGAGAUGAGGGUGAAGGGGAGGCGGAAGAGGACUUCGUCGAGGUCGAAGGGGCAGAGGCCGGCGCGGGCAGCAGUGAGGCUGAUCUGUGGGCGCGAAACUCACCUUUGGCAGCGGAUCACAUCGCUGCUGGUUCUUUCGAGACAGCAAUGCAGCUGCUGAACAGACAAGUUGGCGCUGUCAAUUUCGCACCACUCGAGGGCCGGUUCGAGGAGAUAUAUCAAGCAACCCGGACAUUCCUGCCCGCCACCCCCAACAUGCCUUCGCUUGUCAACUAUGUCAGGCGGACAGUUGAAGAGACGGACUCGCGCAAGAUCCUCCCCAUCAUCCCUAGGGACCUGGAGUCCAUCCUCACUGGCGAAUUGCAAGCGGGCAAACAGGCAAUGGUGAAGAACCAAUUGCAGGAUGGCGUCGCUGUUUUCAAGAAAUUGCUUCAGCUCCUCAUUGUCAAUGUUGUGUCAUCGCAAGCUGAACUUUCCGAGGCAAAGAAGGCUAUCCACACAGCUGCACAGUACAGUCUCGCCAUGUCCAUUGAGCUUGCUCGCCGCGAACUUGUCAAGGGUGCCACGGACAUCUCUGGUCUCCCCGAUGACACGAAGAAGCGCGCCCUAGAACUGUCCGCGUACUUCACCAUCCCCGAGCUUGAAGGCCCGCACAAAGCCAUCCCACUCUCUGCGGCGAUGAACUUCGCCAACAAAAACAAGCAGCUCAACACGGCGCUCAACUUUGCCAACGCCCUGCUCGAUAGAACCGGCAGCGCUAAGCUCAAGGAGCAGGCGAAGCGUGUCAAGACUGUGGCUGAGAGGAAUCCGGCGGAUGCCAUCGAGAUUGAUUUCGAUCAAUUUGCCGACUUUGAGAUUUGCGCGGCUUCGUAUACACCUAUCUAUGGGGGCAGUCCCUCUGUGGCGUGUCCGUAUGAUGGUUCGAAGUAUCACGGCAAGUACAAGGGGACCGUGUGCAGGAUUUGUGAGAUUUGUCAGAUUGGAGCACCGGCUAGUGGGUUGAGGCUGGUCGGUUGAAGAUGUGGUGCAGUGUAGGGUAGUCCCAGAGAGUUGGGGGUGGGAAGCUGCUGGUAGGGUGGGGGAAGUGGAGAUAUGGGUGAUGGAUGAGGCAUCUACCUUUGGGAAUAUAGAUAUGCGGUCGGUGGUGAAGAGAGCCGUGGAGUGAUAGGGGAAGAGCUAUGAAGUUUUGUGCUCGUGCAUUGAUUGAUUGAUAGAUGGAUGUUAGCGAGCGAACGAGAUGACAGGGGUUGAGCGGGUUUGCUAGUCGUCAAAAUGUUAUGUAUGCGCAAUGAAGAGCAUGUCCACGAAGUUCCGUGUCUCUAUUUUUGAACUUGC